AUGACUUCAUGCUUUGAAGGUAGUCCAGUUCUUAUUACAAAUGGAAAUCAAUUCACUCCAGUCGAUAUUAGUGAAGAACCUCUAGCUCCUCUUUCUGACGUUACUUCCAUAAGUGAACUAAAAAAUAAUAAUGAGACAUGCAAAUUACCUUAUCGACCAUCAACAUAUAAUAGUACAAAUACAACUAGUUCAGAGAUAUGGUUUUGUUACAAAAAUCAAUGUCCAACUGAAAGUGCAGGGUUAGCAAAUUGUACAUCAGGUAAUUAUGGUUUGAUCUCUAUUGAUGCUUGGGAAUCAAACAAAACUAUUGCUAAGUCGAUUAGUCAAGAAAUGAUACUACGUAACUCCGUUGGAGAACAAUGUCUUCGAUAUUAUUAUUAUUUCACUGUUUAUGAUCAACUUAAUUGGGGUCAACAAAUUUCAGUAUUAAUUAAAUCUGAUAAUGAAGCUGACGAUGAAAUUGAAAUCGAUCGACUAUUAGUUGUUGAUAUAGUAAAAAAUCGUUGGCAUCUCAGAAAUAUUACAUUCAAUUCAACAUAUGCUAACUAUACUUUGAUGUUUCAUUUUGAAGUUACAAAUGAUAAUCGAACUGAAGAUCCAGCAUUAAAUAAAACAAUCUAUUUUGCAUUAGAUAAUAUUGAUCUCUAUAACCGAAAUUGUCGAAAUGUGAUCAAACCACCUACUCUUUCAACCACUAUAUCACAAUCUCCGACCACAACAACAACCAUAAUAACGACAAAAAUAGAUAAAUUGACAGCUACGCCUCCAAGUGAGCUACAAAGUCUAUCAUAG
Messenger RNA from Rotaria sp. Silwood2, 792 nucleotides. NCBI's taxonomy places the organism in Eukaryota, Metazoa, Rotifera, Eurotatoria, Philodinida, Philodinidae. The record is from the annotation of a GenBank genome assembly.